CGUGACCAUGCUGUUCUUAUUUAAAGAAUGCCUGCCAUAUUAUUGGAAUCAGUCGAUGUUUUCUAAUCUAAACGAUACAAUUCUCCUGUAGUUUUUGUACUUUUCUGUGCAUCAGCGUGUAAACAUCGUCAAACCGGUAUAUCCACGCCGGUAUUUAAAAACAUUAAUAGGACUUUAAUGUUGUUUAUGUUUUUGCUUUGCUUCCUAACACGUUUUUUAAUAUGGGCCAGUUCAACUUGAGAAUAACAUCAAUAGUAUUUAUAUUGGUGACAGUAUCGGACGCUGCAAUAGUUUUUAAGGAUUCAAAAGAUGGUCCUUUUGUAACCGAAGAAGUCCACAAACGUCUUCUAGAAAUACCAUACAAACAAAUCCUAAACAGUUUGAAGCUCACAAACGAAGAUCUGCAACAUGCAGUUAACUUCGCGAGCGGCUCUAUCAAAAAAAUGCAUAGAAUGGAAGAGAACUUGCAUUCUGCAGAUAUUGGGGUAAAAGCCGGAACCCCAACUAAAGGAAUUUACAUUGUCAAUUCUCCCAAUAACAUUUCUAUUUCAAGGGCCAAAGAUGCGUUGAUUGUAAAUAAAGCUACUGGAUAUUUGAUUAGCGCAAAUAGAUUUAAACAUAAUCUACCUUCCAAUUCUUGGUCUCAAAUAUUUUCUGGUGUUGACUUUAAAUCUCUACCAAUAGGGGAAUCCUGCAACCAAAUAAAUAAAUUUUGUAAUUGGAAGAAACGCAUUUCCCCAUACCGAACUUCAGAUGGUUCCUGUAAUAAUGACAAGCAUGGCUCAAGAGGUGAAUCCAAUACGGUCUACAAACGAACUCUACCGGCCGAUUAUCUCGAUGGUGUUAGUCAAUUUAGAAGAUCCGUUACAAAAAAACAGCUUCCAUCAGCCAGGACUAUAAGUAAUUUUUUGAUUAAAAAUAAAAAUGAAACUGCCUACGAUUUGACGGCAGUUGUUGGACAAUGGUGGCAGUUUAUUGAACAGGAUCUAAGUCAAACUGCUGCAUCAGUAGCUGUAUCAACUGGUAAAGAGAUUGAGUGUUGUGACGAAGGCUAUAAAUUAUCACCCAGAUAUGAACAUUCUUUUUGCGCACCUAUUCAAAUUUCUGAAGAUGAUUCAUUUUAUUCACAACAAUACUUAAAUUGUAUGCCUUAUAUUAGAUCUCUUCCUGGACUUAGACAUGAAUGCACCUUUGGGCCGAGAGAACAAGUUAAUCAAGCAACUCACUAUCUGGAUGGAUCCCAAAUUUACGGAUCAACAGAGGAUCACCUAAACAACUUACGUUCCUUCAAAAACGGCAAAUUAAAAGGUUUCAUGUACAAUAACACAGAGUUCUUGCAACUCUCCAAAGAACCUAUAAACGACUGCCAGUUUAAUUCGAAUGACGAGAAGUGUUUUAUUUCUGGAGACUCCAGAGUUAACUUUCAUCCAUACAUGACUGUUCUACAUUUGUUGUGGCAUAGAGAACAUAACAGAAUUGCUGAAGAGUUGUCUAAAAUAAAUCCUGAUUGGGAUGAUGAGACUUUGUUUCAAGAAACAAGAAGGAUUGUUGUGGCUCAGAUGCAGCACAUUACUUAUGAUGAAUACUUGCCAAUCAUUUUAGGAAAAAAGAAAUCUGAACAAAUUGCUAAUGAUAACGACUACAACAAAGAUAUUGAUCCAAGAGUGUCUAAUAGCUUUGCUACAGCUGCCCUGAGGUCUCUUAACUCUCUAGUGGAUGACAAUGUUAUUUUGUACGAUGAAGAAAGAAAAGCGGAAUCCGUUUUGGAUUUAGAGAAUCACUUUAACAAACCUGAAGUUAUCUUGCAGAAAAAUAUGUUUGAUAAGCUUCUGAGAAGCCUGAGUACCCAAUUAUGUCAAAAACAAGAUGAUAAUUAUGCUAACGAUAUUAAAAACCAACUCUACUUUAAUGGUGUAUUUGGAUUGGAUGUACUUAGUUUGGAUAUACAAAGGGGAAGAGAUCAUGGCUUAAGAAGUUAUUUCCAUUACAAAAAUUUGUGUAGGCCUAAAGAUAAGAAAUAUGAAAAUUUUGAAGACGUUAUGACUCAAAAGGCUUCCAAUUCUAUAAAAAAUAUCUACGCUCACAGUAAUGAUGUGGAUCUUAUAGUUGGAGGAUUGUUAGAAAAACCCGAUGAAGAUGCUCAAAUAGGACCAACGUUUUCGUGCAUUAUAAGCGAUCAAAUGUAUAGAACAAAAGUAGGCGACAAGUACUUCUACAAAAAUAGAAACCAGCCAAAACCAUUUACUCCUAAAAAAGUUAAAGAAAUUGAAAAAACUUCGCUUGCCAGAGUAAUCUGUGAUAAUUCUGACAAUAUACAGAUGAUGCAACCGAACGCGUUUAAACACAUCAGCCAAAAGAACAAUUUGAUUAACUGCAAUGAUUUGCCCAAAAUGGACCUACUAAAAUGGAUAGUAUAAAACAACAUUUCACUCAAAUUUUGGAAAAAAAAUAUUUGAAUAUUUUGAUUUAUAUUUUUAUUAGGUAUCUUAAGAACAAUUAAAGGGGUUGAUGGAUAAAAAGGUUAACUAAUAUUUUCGUGUCAAGCACUACGUUUUUGCAUAGCACAAAUAUUUUAGUUAAUAUUUAAUAUUUUAAUUAACCCCUAUAAUAAUUUAAAAAAACAUAAUUUUCUAGAAGAUAUGUUUACAAGACUGAUAUUUAUGGCUGUUUUAAAGUAUUCCAUUAUACAAUAUUUUUAGGUUUCUUUUAAUGUAUAUGUACUUAUUGUACUUAUGACAAAGUAAUCUUUGCUUUAUGACAUUUUUACAUUGUUAAAAAAGACUUUAAGGUCUUCUUGCUUUUAUGAAAUUUUUAAAAUACUUAAG
This is a messenger RNA of Brassicogethes aeneus, 2825 nucleotides long. The record is from the annotation of a GenBank genome assembly. Lineage: Eukaryota; Metazoa; Arthropoda; Insecta; Coleoptera; Nitidulidae.